UAAGGGAAACCACACGGCUGUCGGUGAUUCAGCCGCCGCAUGCAAUUCGCUUCUCGACUCUCUGCAAAGCCCACUUUCGCUUUCCAAACCCUCCGGUCUCUCAAAACAGCCUUGCAUUAAAACUGGAUCAAACACAAUGCCUCAAAUAGUCCCCAAGAGGAAAGCUCCAGGAGUCGAUUUCUGUGGGAUGAUGGGCAAUUAUUACAUUGUCCGUUCCGACCUGGGCUGCUACAUGAAGUCAAGUGAUUUGAAUGAGGGCAAGGACCUGGAAGUGUUCAGCCUGCACAAUUCUUGCCAGGGGGGAGAUCAUUACUUGGCCUGUGAUGAGAACAACGGCUCAUUCUGCAUCAUCAAAGGAAACAACUAUCGCCGUGUCUCUAACAUGAACACAGAUGCUGAUGCUGCCGUGUACAGUCUUCACCCCUCCUGUCAAGGAGGGGAUCAUUACCUCUACGUCUUCAGAGCCUUCUGCAUUAUUUUCCAGGACAGAGGCGUUUACCGCAGCGUCUCUAAUCUGAACACAGGUGAACAUGCUGUCGAAUAUACCCUUUGCCCAGAGUGCCGGAAUGGCCUUUAUUACUGGGGUAUUGGUCUUUUCUACUGCUUUAUAAAACCUCAAGAUGAAUGGGGGAUCCAGUACUGUAAGUACCGCUGUAUUGGUGGAAGACAAGAUGCUGUUACAAAUGCUGUCUAUAUGCCUUGGAUCACUGCUAACGUCCUUUCUUGGUUUAAUGGUACCUUUUCCUUCCAUGGGAGUGUGGUCCCCUUUCUCCCUGGAGGGCUGGCCAUUAAUGAAGGUCCAGCUUUUGGGAGAUGGGAGGCCAUCAAGACAAUCUCCAAUGACUCCAACAGUCCUAUCAGAUGGAGCAAGAAGAUCACGAGGAAGGUGGGAUACAACAAGAUGAUGAUGAACAGUGUGGAGCACAACUGGAAAAUCAGCAUGAGUGCCUCCUAUCAGUCAGGAGCCCUUGUUGAAGCCAUUGCCAAGUACCAGUUCUCCCUCUCUGCCGAAUAUGGGGGAAGCGCUGUGCAAACCCACCGGGAAGACUGGAGCGAGGCCACGGAGGUGGAAGAAUCUAUUGAAGUGACCCUGCAGCCCAGAAGCCAGCUGUAUGUAUGGCAAUACCAGCUGGGCUUUGGCAAUGAGCCUGUCUUGUUCUGCCGUGACAUGAAGUUUACAGAUGCUUCCACUCCGCCCGCAACUGUUCCUCUGCAACCAAUGCUAGACUGCACUGUUGGGAGCAAAAGUUCUGCUUUUGUGAGCCAAAAGAGCUACUAGCAUUAGAGUUGUGAAUGAGCCUAUAUUUUUCACACCAAUUAGUUUUUUAGAAGAUUAUUUCCAUAACCUUGUAAAAAAAAAA
This is a messenger RNA of Heteronotia binoei (common prickly gecko), 1361 nucleotides long. RefSeq lists its product as uncharacterized. The coding region runs from base 137 to 1279 and encodes 380 amino acids. The transcript is spliced from 2 exons. Lineage: Eukaryota; Metazoa; Chordata; Lepidosauria; Squamata; Gekkonidae. The record is from RefSeq and is a predicted model, not a curated record.